AUGCAAAUCUUUGUCAACACACUAGCUGGAAAAACUAUUACUUUAGAAGUGGAACCGAGUGAUGCCGUCGAAAAUGUAAAAGCAAAAAUUCAAGAUAAAGAGGGUAUUCUACCUGAUCAACAGCGAUUGAUUUUUGCUGGCAAACAACUUGAAGAUGAUCGAACUUUGUUAGAUUACAAUAUUACAGAGGAAAGCACGCUAGAGCUUUUUUUACGAAGUGAGCCAAAUCAAACUACUUCUCGUGAUGCAUUAGUUAGUGUUUACAGUCAAACAUGUCAAAGUGCAUCUCAAUAUAGUUCAUGUUCAUUGAAUAUUGCAUGCAGAUGUUUACAAUUAUCAUUUACUGAUGAUAUGGGUAUUUGUGCUCUUCUUGGAGUAAGUUGCUCUCGACUUCAUCCAUGUCAAUCACCAGAUGACACUUGUGAAUCAAAUCACAUUUGCGUUCGUUAUCCUCAAUGUAAUUCAACUUCUCUUUGUUAUCCAUUAUCAAUGGUUGAUCAACGAUUAUGUCCACCAUCAACAACAAGUAAAACACAUUUGCUCAUUUUAUUUCAAUUUGAAUUAUUUGAAAUAAGUCUUAGUGAUUCAAAACUUGGUUUAAAUCAUUCACUUUCUGAAAUGUCCACUUCAACAACGACAACAACAACAGAAGGAUAUCCAUGGCCAACAACAACAACAGAAGGAUAUCCAUGGCCAACAACAACAACAGAAGGAUAUCCAUGGCCAACAACAACAACAACAGCAGGAUCACCAUGGCCAACAACAACAGAAGGAUAUCCAUGGCCAACAACAACAACAGAAGGAUAUCCAUGGCCAACAACAACAACAACAGCAGGAUCACGAUGCCCAACAACAACAGAAGGNAAGAGUUAA
This is a messenger RNA of Rotaria sp. Silwood2, 873 nucleotides long. Lineage: Eukaryota; Metazoa; Rotifera; Eurotatoria; Philodinida; Philodinidae. The record is from the annotation of a GenBank genome assembly.